Messenger RNA from Musca domestica (house fly), 1130 nucleotides. RefSeq names its product hydroxysteroid dehydrogenase-like protein 2. Gene Ontology annotation, cellular component: mitochondrion. The record is from RefSeq and is a predicted model, not a curated record. Lineage: Eukaryota; Metazoa; Arthropoda; Insecta; Diptera; Muscidae. Bases 158 to 1033 code for a protein of 291 amino acids. The transcript is spliced from 3 exons.
GUGUUUAUUAUCUUAUCAAGAGAGAUUGAACAUUGGACAUUUACAAACGAGUUGCAAACUAAUAAAUGUUUUGCACGGAUUUGUGGAAUAUAUCCAGACCUUUUUCUAUAUCACUUCACUUACAUUCCUUCUACGUUCAAAGACAUACAGGUGAACAAUGCUAAAUAACGGUGCUUUAAAAGGAAAAACUCUGUUCAUAACUGGAGCCUCAAGAGGCAUUGGUAAGGCAAUUGCUUUAAAGGCGGCCAAGGAUGGAGCCAAUAUUGUUAUCGCGGCCAAAACCAGUGAUCCCCAUCCCAAAUUGCCUGGUACCAUUUAUACCGCCGCUGAAGAAAUUGAGAAGGCCGGUGGAAAGGCAUUGCCCUGUAUUGUAGAUGUUCGCGAUGAACAACAAGUGAAAGCAGCUGUUAAAGCUGCUGUGGACAAAUUUGGUGGCAUUGAUAUUGUCAUAAACAACGCCAGUGCUAUUUCUCUGACUCCAACUAUGGAAACAGAAAUGAAACGAUAUGAUCUAAUGCAUAACAUAAAUACCAGAGGAACAUUUUUGGUAUCCAAAGAAUGCCUUCCCUACUUGCUGAAGAGCAAACAUGCUCACAUUUUGAACAUAUCCCCACCAUUGAGUAUGAAACCAAUUUGGUUUGGUAGUCAUGUUGCCUAUACAAUGGCUAAAUAUGGCAUGUCCAUGUGUGUUUUGGGCAUGGCCGAAGAGUUCAAAGAUCAAAAUGUUUCUGUAAAUGCCUUGUGGCCCCAGACUGCAAUUCAAACAGCUGCUAUUGAUAUGUUAAAUGGUCCCGAAGCUGCCCAAUACUCUAGAAAAGUUGAUAUUAUGGCUGAUGCUGCAUACGCCAUCUUAUCUCAAGUUCCACCCAAGGCUCCCACGGGCCAAUUCUUUAUCGAUGAAAAAGUUUUGCUUAAAGCUGGUGUUACUGAUCUGAAACAAUAUGCCGUCAAUCCAGCAAAUGCCGAUAAGUUGCAUUUAGAUUUCUUUUUGGAAGAUGUUGAAGAAUAUCAGGCACCAAAAGCUAAAUUGUAAAUAUUUUAAAUAGAAGUAAUGCAUAAAAGAAUAUUUGUAAUUUUUGUAAAUGAUUUACGGAAAGGGGCAAUAAAUAGUUUUUAUUUUUAUAAGAAAA